AUGACUCUCGUUAAAUCCAGUUACUACUCGUGGAACCCCCUAUGGCCCCAUUACCUAGCAGCCGCGGCGCUGGCAGUCAGCAUCUUCAGCGGUCUGGUCCGCUUCUUAGUAUGGGACUAUUAUGAUUCUCAACACUGCGGUGCUUUAUUGAAUGAGGGUCAGUGGUUUGAUAGUGACUUCAAGGCCUGGCAGCCGAACGGUUGCAUGAUGCACUCGUAUACCUCCGCGGACUCCAGUCGUUGCCCAGGGUCCAAACGAGUUGUUUUCAUUGGGGACUCGGUCACUCGCAAGCUGUUCUUCCAGCUCUCACACAUACUUGACCCAUCACUCCCAACUGCACCCCCGGAUGACCAACACAAACACUCAGACCAUUCACUACAAUCGAAUUCUGGCACGUACCUAUCCUUCAUAUGGGACCCAUUUCUGAAUUCGUCCAAAACUCACAACUUCCUCAACUCUCUGGAUGAAACCGGCGCACCUUCCACCGCCUCUUCCCCGCCAAGGCCGGCGAUGCUGGUUCUCGGAGGUGGACUGUGGUAUUUGCGAUAUUCCAACUCAUCUGGGGGCCUACCGGUGUGGGAGGCGCAGAUCGAGGACGUGGUAACCACCUUGUUAGGGGCUUUGAAACCUCCAGCAGAUCAGAUUGUGAUACUCCCCGUCCAACCGGUGGUACCGUGGAAGCUGUCUCCAGACAGAGCCAGCUCCAUGAGACUGUCAGAUAUUGACGCAAUGAACUCUGACUUGUACCAUCGCAUCAGCACUGUCUACGGAACAGCUUCGCGUCUUCUCAUGCCUUCACCGAAACCCCUCAUAGCGCUACCUUUGGUUUUCAACCAGAUGCUGGACCCGCAUGAGACGGACGAUGGCCUUCACUUCUCUGACGCUAUCGUUAGGGCUCAGGCCAACAUACUCUUGAACUUGGCGUGCAACGAUGAUCUCCCCACAAAAUUUCCCUUGGAUGCAACAUGCUGCCGUAAAUAUCCGAGCAUAUCAGGUCUGCACGGGCUUCUGUUGCUCGUCCUUUUUCUCUGGGGUCCUGGAACAUGGUGUUUGCUCGUUUCUGUUCCAGGGUCCCCUUUCUAUGAGGAGAUGACACCAUCCAUGAUCAUGAGCGUCUCUCUUGCGCUUGUUUUCAUCGCCGAUCGCACAGGAUUUUGGUUGAAGGAACACAAGCACUUUGAUCCAUGGAUAUUUAGCAUCUUGGCCUUCUCGGCCUUACUUGCGGGUUUAAUAACAAUCAAACGUGCUGACAAGGAUCUUGGAUUCCUCAAUCGAAAGCAAACAGAUGAGUGGAAGGGAUGGAUGCAAAUUGCCAUUCUUAUCUACCACUAUUUUGGAGCAUCUAAAAUCCCCGGUAUAUACAAUCCGAUCAGGGUAUUGGUCGCCUCCUACCUUUUCAUGACUGGUUACGGCCAUACGACCUUUUACGUGAAGAAGGCGGAUUUUGGUCUCCGUAGAGUGGCACAGGUUCUCAUCCGUUUGAACCUAUACACUCUACUCCUCGCGUACGUCAUGAACACCGACUACAUAUCCUACUAUUUCGCCCCACUGGUAUCCUCCUGGUAUCUCAUCAUCUACGUCACGAUGGCGCUUGGAUCGCACCUCAACGAUCGUACGGGUUUUCUGAUUGCAAAGAUACUCCUAUCCAUGGCGGCCGUCACCUGGUUCAUGAGGGAGCCCCGUCUGCUCGGCAUGAUAUUUGAAUUUCUGGAACGUUUCUGCGGCAUCAGGUGGUCCGCCAGGGAAUGGGCAUUUCGCUUCACGCUGGAUUUGUGGAUCGUCUACGUUGGCAUGCUGACAGCGCUGGCGUACAUCAAAAUUCGGGAGCAUCGGUUGACCGAUCAUGCUCAUUGGCCAGCAGCUGUCAAAACCGCACUCGUGCUAUCGACCGUCGCUUUGCUGUGGUUUUUUGUCUUCGAACUCUCGCAACCCACAAAAUUCGCCUAUAAUGCGUGGCAUCCAUACAUAUCAUUCGUUCCCGUGCUCGCCUUCGUUGCCUUGAGAAACGCAACACCUGCACUGCGAUCGACCUCCUCCCGGUUAUUUGCCUUCAUCGGUGGCUGCUCGUUGGAGACUUUCAUAAUCCAAUACCACUUUUGGCUAGCCGGAGACACCAAGGGCAUUCUACUGGUUCUUCCGAGUACCCAGUGGCGAUCACUUAACAUGGUGAUUACGACGAUUGUCUUCAUCUAUGUUUCUCAUCGCGUAGCGGACGCUACCGGGGAACUCACCGCCUGGAUAUGUGGCGACGUGAAGACAGAACUCCCGACGGCCGCAGAUCCCCGUAGACCGGCAUCCACGUCCGGAAGUGAAACGACCCUGAUCCCGAACGAGGAUAGCUUGGCGAGCAAGAAUGACAUGGACAGCGCGCAACCUGAACCUGACACACCGGCAAGGCCUAUCGGGAGAGGGUGGGCGGAACGUCUUUCCGCCUCAGACACAUCGAACCAAAGGUUGCGUGUGUGUUGCGGAUGUUAUCAAUGGAGGUUCGGACUGAUGGUGAAGUUGGGCAUUGGUCUGGUCGCGAUGUGGGUAUUGAACAUGUUAUGGCCAUCGUCAUAA
Molecule: messenger RNA, 2562 nt
Organism: Punctularia strigosozonata HHB-11173 SS5
Lineage: Eukaryota; Fungi; Basidiomycota; Agaricomycetes; Corticiales; Punctulariaceae
Product: Cas1p-domain-containing protein
Exons: 6
Coding region: 1-2562 (853 amino acids)
Source: RefSeq, a predicted model, not a curated record